Messenger RNA from Lepus europaeus (European hare), 6044 nucleotides. It is a transcript of the gene MAP9, whose product is annotated as microtubule associated protein 9. Bases 154 to 2097 code for a protein of 647 amino acids. NCBI's taxonomy places the organism in Eukaryota, Metazoa, Chordata, Mammalia, Lagomorpha, Leporidae. The record is from RefSeq and is a predicted model, not a curated record. Gene Ontology annotation, cellular component: astral microtubule. Gene Ontology annotation, biological process: mitotic spindle assembly; mitotic cytokinesis; regulation of mitotic cytokinesis. Gene Ontology annotation, molecular function: microtubule binding. The transcript has 14 exons.
GAGGCUCGCGCCGGAGGCCGUGCGCUCCGUGGUGGCGAGCCCGCCGCAGGAGUGGCGGGGGAUCACGGGGCGGUGACUGCGCCGGGCCACUAUCAGAGGUUGGACUAUUCCAGUUAUUUAUUAGCUGUUGUAUAAAGGUAAAAGGACAACACGAUGUCUGACGAAAUUUUUAGCACAACUUUGGCUUAUACAAAGAGUCCAAAAGUUACCAAAAGAACUACAUUCCAGGAUGAGCUAAUAAGAGCAAUUACAGCUCGCUCGGCCAGGCAGAGGAGCUCUGAGUACUCCGAGGACUGUGACAGUGAUGAGAUUGUUUCUUUGGGGGAUUUUUCUGAUACCUCAGUAGAUGAAAAUUCAAUUAAGAAGAAAAUGAAUGAUUUUCAUAUAUCAGAUAAUGAAGAAAAGAGUGCUCCAAGACUGACUUUUUUGAAAUCCAAGAAAUCAAGCAAUGACCUAAUCAAAGAUAAGCCAGAAUUGACCAUCAAGAAUGAUGAGGAAAUGGCACCCAAUGGUUGUGAAGACAUAGUCAUAAAUUCCUCAUCUGAAUCUCAAAGUAAAGGCCAAGAAAUUGAGAAAGACAAAAUUAAACUGAAACCCAAACCCAGAAUUCUUUCGGUGAAAAGCACAUCUUCAGCAGAAAACAACAGCAGCCUUGAAGCAGAUGACCACUUGAAACCUUUACCUCGGCCAAGGAGCAUGUUAAAAAAGAAUAGCUACAGGGAGCAGAAAGAUAGACUGGAAGAAAAAGAAAUCUCUCCCAAUCAAGAACCACAGGUACAGUCUGCACCUUCUUCCCCUCCGAGGCCAAGUGGCACAGAAUUAGAAGCUGAGAAGAAAGAGGAAAAUGGUCAUCCUGAGGACCCAUGUGCAACAAAUCUAUCACCAUCAUCCCUUAGACAAAGUGCUGGAAAUUCCUUUUCACCAGAACCUGGGGAAAAAUCAUCCAUAAAAGUAGAUCAGAAUGAAGAAUUCACUGAAAACUGUGCUUCCUUGAAAUCAAAUGCAAAUAAAGAGAAUUCAUUAUUGAUGGACUUUGUUACUACUGCACUUGAGAAACCUAAAGAAAGUCAUUUGACUGCUGAGGGCCAUAAAGAAGAAAAGGAGAAGGCUGAACUGGUAACAGAUGAUAACUCAGCAGUUGAUCCAUCACUAUUUAAAUCUCAGAGUAUCUUAUUAUCCACCAGUCCAACAGAAUCUGCAAAGAAAACAAUUGAAGACAGAAACACAAAGAAUAAAAGGUCAACAAAUAAUAGAGUAUCCAGUGCAUCUGGCAGAUUAAUGACUUCCGACUUUAUAAAGAAAUCUAGUUCUGCAAGGAGAAGUCCUUCAACAACUACCUCUUCUCACUAUUUAGGGACUUUGAAAGUCUUGGACCAAAAGCCUUCACAGAAGCCAAGUCUAGAACCUGACAAAGCAGACAGCAUAAGGGCAGCUGUGUAUCAGGAGUGGUUAGAAAAGAAAAAUGUAUAUUUACAUGAAAUGCACAGAAUAAAAAGAAUUGAAAGUGAAAAUCUAAGGAUCCAAAAUGAACAGAAAAGAGCUGCUAAGAGAGAAGAAGCAUUAGCAUCAUUCGAGGCCUGGAAGGCAAUGAAAGAAAAGGAAGCAAAGAAAAUAGCUGCAAAAAAGAGGCUUGAGGAAAAAAACAAGAAGAAAACCGAAGAAGAAAAUGCUGUGCGGAAAGGAGAAGCACUACAGGCUUUUGAAAAAUGGAAAGAGAAAAAGAUGGAAUAUCUUAAAGAGAAAAACAGAAAGGAGAAGGAAUAUGAAAGAGCAAAGAAACAGAAAGAGGAAGAAACUGUUGCUGAAAAAAAGAAAGAUAAUUUAACUGCUGUUGAAAAAUGGAAUGAAAAAAAGGAAGCUUUUUUCAAACAAAAGGAAAAAGAGAAAAUAAAUGAGAAAAGAAAGGAAGAACUUAAAAGAGCUGAGAAAAAAGAUAAAGAUAAACAAGCUAUUGAUGAAUAUGAAAAAUGGCUGGAAAAAAAAGAAAGGCAAGAAAGAAUUGAACGAAAACAAAAGAAACGCCAUUCUUUUCUUGAAAAUGAGGCACUUCCUCCAUGGAGCCCUCCAAGCAGAACUGUGGUCUCAAAAGUGUUUUGAUAAUUCUCAUUCAUAGAUAUUUAGCUAUUUACCAAUUUGCUGAUUUUAACCAGGGGCUUAAAACCAUUCAAUUAGUUAUAGUUAGAAGAAUCUAUUUUAAUAAGUUGCCAGAUCCUUCUGCUGACAAUGAAAAAUAUACUUAGGAAUGGAAUCAGUGAAAACAUUUUUUCGAACUGUAGAUUACUGCUUCAAAUGAAAAGCUAAUAAUCAAACUUCUUUCUAUUCAAAUGCAUAAAGCUUUAUCAUGUCUUGAUAAUCUGAUAAUUCUUACUUAACACAGUGUGAUCCAUGAUCACUUUAACUAAGUCUUCUGCAUGUUAUUUAAAUUUGUUCCCAGUAAUAAGGGAAAUCAUCGAGGUAUCAUCAUCAUAGAAAACACUGAAUCUGUUGAUGAUUUUGCCUCAAGGUUCCAGUUUUUAAAUGAAUGUUUGAGUAUAUUUUAUCUAAAACUGAUCGUUAGCUCAAAGCUGUGUUUGCACUGUGCAAGUUAGAACUUGGCAACAGAGGCAAUAGUUCAAGUAGAACUCUAAUCAAUGAAGCAUUUUAAGAAUUCUGCCUUAUGCUUUAAUAUGACUGUACUUUAUCCGUUCCAAGCUUACGUGACAAUCAUAGGCACUUUAUAAUGAUCUCACCUCUGAAAUUUCUCUUUUUAAAUUUUAUCUUACUUUCCUUAUUAUUUAAGUGAUACCAAUAGAUAUCAGCGUCAUGGCAGUGAUACACGUAGACCUUAGUAAUGGAAAUUCCUCAGGAGUUCAAGGUCCUUAUUGCCGCAAAGAGGGUUAAGGCAAUGAUUGUCCUCAACAAUAAUCCAGUUUUAGAACUUAUAUAUUUAGAAGACAGCUGUAUGGGAAAAAAUCUAUGGAAAAUGUUUGAAGAACUUUUAUUUAUUUAUUUGAUCUCUGCAUAUCCAUGUAUUCACUAGUCUCAUACUUGACAUGGAACAUCUAAGUUAUGACUUACUAUUCAUUCUCAGAGGUGAGAUGCUACUUUAGCCAAUAGUGCAAUCCAGAAAUGCAAAGGUGAUGGGUGAGAAUAAGCAGUUACUAUUUAUUGGGCACCUAUUAUAUAUAUAUGUAAUUCCUGCUAGAUCUUUACAAAUGUUAUUUCUCAUCUUUAUAAAAACUAUUUAGAUACUGUCCAUUCAUUUUACAGAGACUUAGGAAAACCAAACAACUUGCCAUCCAUCUAGCAUGUGGCUGAGUUGGAGUCAGAACUGUUAAAGUCUGCCUGACUAAGGCUGCCUCCCUCCAGAAUCCCUGGGCUCUUUUUCACACUCCAUGUAACCUCAAAAAUCGUAAGUGCUAUCAAGAUUUCUGAAUCAUAGCAACCUUACAAACACGCUGUAACUCUCAGAGCCUAAAAUCAUGUACUAUUACUCAGAAACUACUUUUCCCAAGAAAUACAUACCUAACUGGUAUUAGCGAUAGUGGACCUCAUUAAAUCUAUACAAUGAACUAAGAAUUCUUAACCUUUAAGGAGUUGCUCAGACAUCUUGUAUCUCAUAUUGGAACGUCAGAAAACUCAGCACAUCCAUGACUGUGAAACGGUCACUCAGGGGGUUCCACACACCGAUCCCUCUCCUUGCUGCAGUGCGUGUGCAAGUGCGUGUGCAAGUUAAGGAAGAUGCUGAGGAUCCCUUCAGAGGAUGUUCAGUGCCACAGGUGAACGUGAGACGUUUGUGAAGGAUGCCUUGUCAUGCUGCCUCAUCUAGAACACUUCCUGCAGUGGGCAUGACUGCCAGCAAUGGGGAUUGCCGCCUCUUACUCAUCGGGUGCUCUCCACAGGACCUGACACCUUGCCUACUGGAACAGAGCACUGAGUGUUUAUUGUUUUGAAUCAGCUCUUCAGAGCCAAAAAGAUAUUUGCAAAUUCCAGGGAGGUAAAAAGAAAUGUAGAAAAAGGUACACUACUCUGGGGAAUGUGAGACCAUAAAUGUGUGUGUUCUAGACUUCACAUUAAAUAUUUACUUGGGUUUUCUCACUUUCUCGUACAUUAUUACAUUUAGUGGCUUACCAUUACCUCAUAGAUUGUUGUGAGAAUUGAAUGAGAUCAGUUAAUGUGAAGUACUAGGUACAUUAUAAGGACUGCAUAAAUGUUCGUUUUUGACAUCAUUUCCUUUCAACCAUGAGCCCCACAUUCACUCCACUUACCUAGAAUGCAAGAAGGCAGACAUAACUAGGGUAACAGUGUGUAUUUGGCACUAGAUGAUUUUCCCAUAUGGGAAAAUGGCCUUUCUGGCCAUUAUAGGCUGUACAACUCAACAAUAAAGUGGUGCUUUGUAUCAGGGCCUUCCUAAGAAAGAAAACUAAAUAAAUUUCUUCUCAGAGUUGCUUCUGAUGUAGGAGGAAAUGAGAAAUUGAGGUGUUUGGAAAGAACCAAGUCAUUUGUCUCAAAUGUGAAUGGUGACUUCUGUCUUACUGUGAUAAAUAAUAUAUUAUUUCUUGUGAAUAAUGUGCUAAAAAUCAUCUGGAUCAGUGAAGUCAUCUCUUCUCCUGUAGCAAAAAGAAAGCUGAGUUUUGGGGAGGGGAGUGAAGAUACAGUACUGUAUUAUUGUUUACUGCCUGAGAGGCAAAGGGGAGAAUCACACUUGGUAGUAUUAUCUAGAGAAUAUUUAAUGUAUUUAAUGGGUAUACCUUUCUCAUAUUUCCUUAGAAAGUAUCAAGUAUCAGUACAGAUAUUUAUUCAUUAAGUUUUCAUUAAUAAUAUUAGGGCAUGUAUAAUUCAAAUUAAGGACAGUAACAACCCGUUGAAGUUCAUACUAAACUUCCUACUUACAAGUAACAUUGAUCACUUGAAGAAUACUAAGAUUUUUAGAAGUACAUAGGAAUUAUAUGAAUAUUUAAAAUUGCUAUAAACAUGUUUCCUUGGAAUAUUUUAAUACAUUUAAAUAUUAGAACUUCAACUUUUACAUAGAAUUUAAGCUUCAUAAUAACCAAGAAAACAGUGAAGUGAAAGAAUGUAAGAAUUAUUCAUGGGAUAAUAAUAUUACAGUGGUUUGUAGUUACAUCACUGAAAAUUUUGGCUAAUUUUCUAUUUCAAAUUGUGUUUGAACUGCUAUUUUUCACUGUUGCUGAAGCAGUACCCAAUACUAAUCAAUGGCCCAUGGUUAUGUUCCUCAGUGUGCAGUAACUGCACCUCAGAGAGAUUUUAGUAAUUUGACCAACUUGGUCCAAACACUUUAUUUCUAAAGUGUACAAACUGAUUUCCAAAGAUUUUGAUUUAGCCAGUCACACUGUAGGGCACCCAGAGUUAGAACGCAGGUUUCUCAGUGGAUAUGCCCUCCAUUCCACAACUGCUAAAAUGUGCACACUGACUUUUAUUAUUUUAUUUUAUUUGAGUUAUAUCUUCUCAUCUGUUUCCUUAUUUCUCCAGUGCCCUCCCCAUAACUGAGCAUCAGAUCAAAGUUGUUUGGAUACCUACACUAUCAUAAGGUGUGGGAAACUGAAGUUGCUCAAGUCUUGAGUCAUGAUCUAAGAUACAACAAAGAAAAUAAAUUUCACAAAACAGGAAACAUUACAUGUUGGUCAAAAUCAUUCCCAAUUAUAAACUAGUAGAGGAAACAUAGAUUCUCCUAAUUUAAUCGUGGCUCUGAUUUCAGUAGUGCUUUUAAACAAUAUUUAAACCUACAUGUUUCCAUUCUGUGUAAAACAAAUAUGGUAAAUUUUCCUAGUUUAUUAUACUGGCUGAUAGAACAAUAAAAUGGUGUGUAGAUGUUAACUUGGAGACUUCUCUGUGUUUUUUUAACUCAAAUUUAAUGUGAUUAUGUUAUUUUGAAUUGUGUAUGUUACAUUAAAUUGUAUUAUGUUAACUUAAGUUGACAAAAUUCAUGGUAUUGAAUUUAGAAUAUCUUAGGAGUUAUUGAGGGAUAUGUAUUCAUGUUUAUGUCUGCUUUUUGAUAGUAUGUUUUCAUGUAAUGCUUAAUUUAUUAAAGUCAACCAUUCAAGAUA